Wasmannia auropunctata (little fire ant) is the source of this 992-nucleotide messenger RNA. It is a transcript of the gene fh, whose product is annotated as frataxin homolog, mitochondrial. Bases 112 to 711 code for a protein of 199 amino acids. The transcript has 3 exons. Gene Ontology annotation, biological process: intracellular iron ion homeostasis; iron incorporation into metallo-sulfur cluster. Gene Ontology annotation, molecular function: 2 iron, 2 sulfur cluster binding; iron chaperone activity; ferric iron binding. The record is from RefSeq and is a predicted model, not a curated record. NCBI's taxonomy places the organism in Eukaryota, Metazoa, Arthropoda, Insecta, Hymenoptera, Formicidae. Gene Ontology annotation, cellular component: mitochondrion.
GAUGUAAACACACAUCGAGAGGUACCGCGUGCCUGUGUCCGCUCAGUCCGCUGUAUAUACUAACCAGAGAACUUGUUUAAUCGAUAAAACUGCUUAGAGAGACUGUUUAUCAUGUUAACCGUCGUGACGAGACCUGGCAUAAUCCCGAGGCUGUCUCGCAAUCCGUUCCUCCGUAGAAUUUCGAUCAAGAAACGAGCCGUUCUGCAACCGAGCAGGCCCGGCUACGUUGCAGGUUAUGUCAAUCACAAUUCAACAAAUUUUCUAAAGAGAAAUCCACGAACGUUCCUGCAAUCGUCUGUAAAAAAUUUCAGCACGGAUACUGGAUAUUCGACAGAAACCGAACUCAGCUCUGUGCAAUACGAGAAAGUUUGUGACGAAACUUUGGACUCGUUAACCGAGUACUUUGAGGAAUUGGUUGAAGCAGCGACGCAUUUGCCAGACGCCGAUGUGUCUUACGGAGACGGUGUCUUGACCAUAAAAUUCGGCGAGCCAUAUGGUACCUAUGUUAUAAACCGUCAAACGCCGAACAAGCAAAUUUGGCUCUCCUCUCCGAAGUCUGGACCAAAGCGUUACGAUUUUGUAAAUAGCCAAUGGAUAUACAAGCACGAUGGCAAAACCUUACAUGAACUGCUUAAUAAUGAGAUACCAGCAAUUGUAAAAAUUGAAGCGUGCUUUGACAAAUGUUCCUUCAGUGGUAGAGACAAGCUGUGAUAGAUAGUUCUCCUUGUAAGAAAAAAUAUUAAUAGAAAUUUAAUUAUGACGCGAGAAUCUAUAAGUUGAUUGAUGUUAUUACUAAAGACUAGUAGGCAUUAUUGAAGGUUUGACAAAAGUUGUACAUAAAAUUAAUAUAAAAAGCUGAGAGAAUACGAUACAUAUAUAUGUUAGUGCUGAUUUGCAAUUACAUUAAAGAAACUUCACGUGAGUAAUUUUAAUGUUAAAUCACAAUAUUGCAUAUUUGCACCACAUUAGCAAUGAAUUUCGGUAAUGGCACA